Molecule: messenger RNA, 924 nt
Organism: Camelus dromedarius (Arabian camel)
Lineage: Eukaryota; Metazoa; Chordata; Mammalia; Artiodactyla; Camelidae
Product: taste receptor type 2 member 41
Biological process (GO): sensory perception of taste; G protein-coupled receptor signaling pathway; detection of chemical stimulus involved in sensory perception of bitter taste
Cellular component (GO): membrane
Molecular function (GO): bitter taste receptor activity; G protein-coupled receptor activity
Source: RefSeq, a predicted model, not a curated record
AUGCAUCCAGCACUCACAGCCCUCUUCAUGCUGCUCUUUAUCCUGCUGUGUGUCCUGGGAAUGGCCAAUGCUUUCAUUGUGUGGGUGCUGAGCAGAGAGUGGGUGCGACGGGGGAGGCUGCUCCCCUCCGACAUGAUCCUUAUUAGCUUGGGUGCCUCCCACUUCUGCCUGCAGUCGGUUGGAAUGGGGAACAACUUCUACUACUUCCUCCACCUGGUCGAGUACCGUCGGGGUCCUGCCUGGCAGUUAUUUGGUCUAUUCUGGGACUUUCUGAACUCAGCCACCUUCUGGUUUGGCUCCUGGCUCAGCGUCCUCUUCUGCAUGAAGGUUGCUAACUUCACCCACCCCACCUUCCUCUGGCUGAAGUGGAGGUUCCCAGGGGUAGUGCCCUUGCUUCUGCUGGGAUCUCUCCUCGUUGCCUUCAUUGUCACCCUGCUGUUCUUUUGGGGGAACCAUGCUCUGUAUCGAGGAUUCUUUAUUGAAACAUUUUCUGGGAAUAUGGCCUACAAGGAGUGGAGCAGGAGGCUGGAAAUGCACUAUUUCCUGCCCCUGAAGCUAGUCACCCUUUCAAUUCCUUGCUCUAGUUUUCUGGUCUCAAUUGCGCUGUUGGUAAGUUCUCUGAGGAGACACACGAGGAGGAUGCAGCACAGUGCACACAGCCUGCAGGACCCCAGCGCCCAGGCUCACACCGCAGCUCUGAAGUCACUCAUCUCCUUCCUCGUUCUUUACCUUCUGUCCUUCCUGUCCCUGGUUAUUGACGCUGUAGUGUUUUUCUCCUCGGAGAGUGAAUGGUACUGGCCAUGGCAAAUUGUAACCUACUUGUGCACAUCUGUCCAUCCCUUUAUCCUCAUCUUCAGCAACCUUAGGCUUCGAGGGGUGUUCAGGCAGCUAAUUCUGUUGGCCAGGGGCUUCUGGGUGGCCUAG